Brassica oleracea var. oleracea is the source of this 747-nucleotide messenger RNA. RefSeq lists its product as uncharacterized. The transcript is spliced from 2 exons. The record is from RefSeq and is a predicted model, not a curated record. The coding region runs from base 1 to 747 and encodes 248 amino acids. Lineage: Eukaryota; Viridiplantae; Streptophyta; Magnoliopsida; Brassicales; Brassicaceae.
AUGAAACUAAAACCAUGUUGCAGCAACUCCUCCAAGGACAACAGCUCCAAGGGAAACCAUAUGUUCGGAGAUUUGAGCACCAAGUACGAUAAUGUCGCAAGCCAUAUGAGACAGAUGGACAUUCAGAUAGCUCAGACUGCUGAGAAUGUCAAGAGGCAGCAAGGUACUCUACCUGGUAAAAUAGACAAAAACCCCAAGGAGUGCAAUGCGGUUCAGCUAAGGAGCGGGAAACAACUUUCCGAGCCAGAAAGGAGGAGGUUCACCGCGGUUGAGAAAGGGAAGCAGAAAGAGUCAGAACAACUGCCAGCCGAUCAGGCAGAUGAGAGGAAUACAGAACCAGCACUUGAAACAAGUUCGCCAGGGCCAGAACAACCAGCUGAAGCGGUGCGCCCGAUCCCAGAGGUUGUUCCUCCUCGCGAAUACAUUCCUAAGGUCCCUUACCCUGUUCCAGCAAGUGCCACUCGUAAGGACAAAGAGGAAAUGAAGUGCAUGAAGAUGCUGGAGGACCUAACCGCCCGACUCCCCUUGAUGGAUUCAUUCCAGAUGAUGCCCUCCAUGCGCAGCUUUAUGAAGGGAUUGAUCGCAAGAAAAAUAUCAGAGGAGAGCGAGUUCAUGACGGUUUCCAAGGAGUGCAGCGCAGUGCUUCAGAACAGGCAGAUAAAGAAGCGAGGAGACCCCGGCAAAUUUUUCCUCUCUAUCCAGAUUGGGAAGACAGUUUUUGCAUGCUCCUUGGUUGACCUUGGAUAG